AUGUACUACUUCCAAGGCUCGCUCAACUCACGCGACAGAGAUCCGCCGGCACCCUCUGGCUAUCGCUCAAGAUCUGAGUAUCAUGGUGCGCGGUCGCAGCCCCGACGAGACCAAGCUCGCAGACCUCCGCCGGCUUUUCGUAAGACAGCGGCAGACAGGCCUUUGCUGAGACUUCGCCAUGACGACUCGACAGAUCCCUCCCUCGAAGAUCCCAACUCGACCUCCAAGUCCAAGUUUCGCAACGUUGACGAACUCACUGAUAGUGAAGAAGAGAAAAUGGCGCAAUCCGACGAAGACGAAGAGGUAGAUCGGCGAGCGAACAAACGUGCCCGAGUAAAUGGACCCGAAUCUACUGCCAUGCUUGCGCCGCCAAAAUGGUCAAACCCUGAUCCAUACACCUCGCUCCCUCCUCAGACAGAGGCACCUGCUAAACGCAUUGAUGUCGUCAAACUCAUCCGGAAAGCACGCAUCGACGGCACCCGCAGUCUCGAGAACGUCAACCUAGCCCACGACUUCAUCUCCUUUGAUAGUGAAGAACAAACUCCAGGUGAAAAGUCGCUAUCUCCGGCACCUCGCUCAGAACUUCCACUGGCGUCCAAGGCAUCGACCCCUCGAGGAGAGAUCAAGACCACUGUUACAGGCAAGAGAAAACGAGGAGCCUCUCUGGGUGAGGAAGUACCGCUGCCACGGUCUGACAACCAAAUUUAUGCCGAUCGACAUGUGCAGGAAGAGUGGAGAGCUACACCCGGGGUCGACACCACACCGUGGCUGACCUCUCAUCCGCCUAGUGACAUUCCUUUAGUCGCUUUCCACAAAGAGAUCAUUGACUUCUACGACUGGGUCAAACCGAAACCUCAUGAGGAGGAUGUCCGCGGCGAUGUCUUUCGACGCUUGAAUACCAUCUUACAAAGUUUCACGUAUGGAGAACUGAGAGCCUUCGGGUCUUAUGCUGCCGGCUUGUACUUGCCCACCGGAGAUAUGGACCUGGUCUACCUCACUCGCAACUUCAGACCUGGCCGAUUCUCUCAAGACGAUUCGAGGCGACUCGUCUACGACUGUGCCAGAUUUCUCAGGACAAGGAACAUCGCCGAAGGACUCGUGGUACCUAUCCCCAGGGCCAAAGUACCCAUCAUCAAGUUCGUGGAUAGAGUCAGCGGCCUCAAGAUUGACCUCUCUUUCGACAAUGACACCGGUGUUGUUGCUAUUGACACAUUCCACAAGUGGAAGCAGGAAUAUCCGGUUAUGCCCAUGAUCGUGUCAGUGGUGAAGCAGUAUUUGAUGAUACGAGGGUUGAAUGAUGUUUCAACCGGUGGUUUGGGUGGCUUUUCAACCAUCUGCUUGGUCACCAGCCUGCUCCAGCAUUUACCAACUCCUAGGCGGCCUAUCAACCUUGGCGACGUCCUCCUGCAGUUUUUCAACUACUACGGAAACCUGUUCGACAAGGAUGAGGUGGCUAUCCGACUCGAUCCGCCCGGAUAUCUGCACAAGGCAUCUCACCGACCUCGAUUCGAUGAAAGAGAAUCAAGACGACUUACUAUCAUUGAUCCACAUCGCGCGGACAACAACAUCUCAGGCGGAACCAAAGAAAUCGAUAAGAUCUUCAAAUGUUUUUCCGAGGCAUACAAGGCGCUUAUGAAUCGACUCUGCGCGUACGAAAGACGAGAUCCACGAGCUCCCCAGGGGAGCUUUUUGGAAUGUCUCAUUGGUGGCAACUUCACGUCUUACGAGUCACAACGAAAGAAACUGCUUGAUCUUCUUUCAUCGCCCGAUGAUACCGAAUCUGUUGUGAAGAAUGGAGGAUACUCGUCUAGGGUGUCUCAUCGACCGGCAGUUGUCCACACGCAUGGUAGACGGAACGAUCAGACGGACGAAUCUGGCGGCUCCGUGGAGAGAAUACCUGCACCAACUAAGAAGCUAGGUAAAGGUGAAAGACGAGCGAAGCGCCUUAAAGACUUGCGACCGGACCUCGCGCCAUCGAUACGGAAUACUAUUAGUCUCAUUGACGCUUUGAAGAUUGGAGGCUACAAAACACCACAAGAGAUGGAUAAUGACCUCCAGAUACGGGAAGCCGCAGCGGCCAAGAUCGCAGCGGCCAAGGUCCAGUGA
Fonsecaea pedrosoi CBS 271.37 is the source of this 2106-nucleotide messenger RNA. RefSeq lists its product as uncharacterized. NCBI's taxonomy places the organism in Eukaryota, Fungi, Ascomycota, Eurotiomycetes, Chaetothyriales, Herpotrichiellaceae. Gene Ontology annotation, cellular component: nucleolus; TRAMP complex. Gene Ontology annotation, molecular function: mRNA binding; poly(A) RNA polymerase activity. Bases 1 to 2106 code for a protein of 701 amino acids. Gene Ontology annotation, biological process: RNA 3'-end processing. The transcript is spliced from 4 exons. The record is from RefSeq and is a predicted model, not a curated record.